Messenger RNA from Salmo salar (Atlantic salmon), 1733 nucleotides. Its product is annotated as glycogenin-1. NCBI's taxonomy places the organism in Eukaryota, Metazoa, Chordata, Actinopteri, Salmoniformes, Salmonidae. The record is from RefSeq and is a predicted model, not a curated record. Gene Ontology annotation, molecular function: glycosyltransferase activity.
GCGAAUGUGGCCUCCUGACUUGAUUCCGUCCUCUUUUCAGUCAACUGCUGUGUCUUCUAGCUCUAUGUUGCUACCGAAAAACUCCCAUUACACACCGAAUCUAGCACUCCAGACCCUCCCGAGCUACGGCCACACCGAAUAACUGACCAUGGCGGACCAAGCAUAUGUGACUCUGGCCACAAAUGACAACUAUGCCAAAGGAGCAAUGGUUCUGGGGAGGUCGCUACGCAACCAUAACACAACCAAACAACUGGUGGUUCUGAUUGGACCGCACGUAGCAGAGCCCUGCAGGGCCAUGCUGAGUAGCAUCUAUGACGAGGUGUGUGUGGUGGAUAUCUUGGACUCUGGGGACACGGCCCACCUGGCCCUGAUGAAGAGACCAGACCUCGGAGUGACCUUCACCAAGCUGCACUGCUGGACACUCACACACUACACCAAGUGUGUGUUUAUGGACGCUGACACACUGGUGUUGUCCAACAUCGAUGAGCUGUUUGAGAGGGAGGAGUUAUCUGCUGCGCCUGAUCCUGGUUGGCCAGACUGUUUCAACUCGGGCGUGUUCGUCUUUAAACCGUCCAAUGAAACAUACCGCAGCCUUAUGACACACUGCACUGAGAACGGCAGCUUUGACGGUGGGGACCAAGGAGUUCUGAACAGUUUCUUCAAUACCUGGUCAACAGCAGACAUUUCCAAACACCUGCCUUUUAUCUACAACCUCAGCAGCAUCGCUAUAUACACCUAUCUACCAGCCUUCAAACAGUACGGUCAUGAGGCUAAGGUGGUCCACUUCCUGGGGAAGGUGAAGCCGUGGAACUACUCCUAUGACACCCAGACUGGGAAGGUCAAAGGUCACACCCUGACCCCUGGCUCGGGUGACCUGCACCCUGACUUCCUGGUUCAGUGGUGGAACCUCUACUCCUCUGGGGUCCUACCUGCUCUCAGAGACUCAUAUGGAGACGCACUGUUCUGCUCCGGCUGCACUGAGGAGGAGGUCUGUGACAGUGUGGUUGAGAUCAUCCUCCCCCCGCCUCCCCCUCAGGCGCCCCAGGUGUCCAGUGAGGAGAGGAGGCAGCGAUGGGAGGCGGGCCAGGCGGACUACAUGGGAGCCGACUCCUUCGAAAGCAUCCAGAGGAAACUGGACUGCUUCCUCAAGUAGAGGGCCAGAGGAGGGAUGACGGAUGGAGAGCGCAUCCAUUGGCAGGCCUGAGAUGCGUCAGUCAGGGCGGGGAUCAACUGUUAUUCGACAGUUGAAUAAGAAGAGAAAGCGGUAGAGCAUGACGUAUUGAAAAACAGUCCCAUCCUGGGCCUCUCUCUCUGUUUUUCUCUCUCUCUCUGUCUCUGUGUGUGUGUGUGUGUGUGUGUGUGUGUGCGCGUGCGCGUCUGUGUGUGGCCUGGUCCUGCAGAGACAGGUCCAUUCAGUGUUUGAACACCAGUUUACUACACUAUGCAGCCCCCAUACCACCACCUCAGCGCAGAAGCCUUGGUCAGUAUGUAAUGACUCAGUAAUAACCUCACUGUGACUCUGCCUCACCAAGUCCCAUCCAGACCCAAUGACUCUUAACAGCUCUAACCCAGUUACUCAGUCAAGCCUGAUAAUGAUAGAGAUAGGGAAGUUGUGCUUUUACUCUCUAAAGUAUUCAGAGAUGUGUGGGUGUGAAGUAUUUCCCUCUAUAAAAUGGAAGAACUGUUAUUUUGUUUAUUAAAGUUUGCAUCCCAGCGGUUAUUUUUGCUCUCCA